AUGUCUCCGCCGGAGCAAUCUACAUCUUCAUCCAGCCAGCCGGUCUUAGACGAGACGCUGUCUAGCAAACCCAAUGUUGAGUUGACGCCUGCUCAGGACCCUGUGGUAGGGAAGCCUGGAAACACAGAUAACCAUGGCCACGGAUCGAACUCAGGGGACAAUACUGGAAAGGAGGAUAAUUUGAUUGACUUUGGUGAUCAGCCAGGUGACGUUCCGUCAAACGAACAUGAGGCUGACGCCGAGCAAGGUCCCUCGGAAACGGUUAAGGGCAAGCAAGCUGCCGAUGAUCAACAGGCUCCAAGCGGUUACUUGAACACUCACGCCUCAACAGCGGCCAAAAUCAAGCCUAUUGCAUUACCCUCGUCGAACGAUGCUACCACGCAAUACCUCACCGCCGAACCGUCCACAUAUGUUGACCCCACGCCUGCGACCCCAACAACCUCUCAGCCGCCUUCGCGGACCCCUUCAAAUGCUGCACGCUCCCAUGUCUCUGGAGAUUCUACUCCUCCGAAAUCAGAUGCAGAAUUUGACGAGAGACGAUAUGUAAGCGAAGAUGAGCACGAAGGCGGUUCACAAUCCGAAAUUCAAAGCAUCAUGGAGCAAUUCAGCGAGUUUGGUGGUGGUCCUGGCGAAGAAGAAGUCAUGAGUCCCAGACUGGAGAUUGCUUCGCCGAUGCUAGGUCAUCCCGUUCAACAUCCUCCUCGAAAGUCCAGUCUGGAACCUCUUGUGCCUACGCUCUCCGGUCAGAUGCAGGGCCUACACAUCUCCACGAGUUCCCCUCCAUCUGAAACUCCAAACAACACUGGUGUUGAGGAUCUGGGGCCGCCUGUUCCACCCAAGGAUGGUGUUCAUGGAACACCUCCGCGUCCUAAAAUAGAGCGGAACAUGAGCGUUGCUUCUCCUAGCUCACCAGCGCAGUCACACCGGCCUCCUCCUCCUGAGCCAGAGCCAGAGCCUACUCAACCCUUUGAUUUCCACCGGUUCCUCGAGCAAUUGCGAAACAAGAAGGCAGAUCCUGUGGCAAGGUACCUCAAGUCUUUCCUCUCUGAGUUUGGCAAACGACAAUGGAUGGUUCAUGAGCAGGUCAAGAUUAUAGGAGAUUUUCUAGCAUUUAUUGCCAACAAGAUGGCACAAUGCGAGGUCUGGAGGGAUGUAUCUGACGCCGAGUUCGAUAACGCUCGUGAGGGGAUGGAAAAGCUGGUCAUGAACAGACUGUAUACUCAGACAUUUUCACCUGCAAUCCAAGCGCCCAAACCUAUUCCUGGGGCUAAGCCGAAGCGCAAGGGCGGUGAUAUUCCUCUUGGUCCCGGCAGACGAGGCCAACACCAAGAAGAUGUUGAGAGAGAUGAUAUUGUUAGGCAGAAAAUGAGCAUUUAUGGCUGGGUGAGGGAGGAACAUUUGGACAUCCCGCCAGUCGGUGACAGUGGACGUCGGUUUUUGAAACUUGCUCAGCAAGGGCACCGCGAGACAAGAUCAUUUUCUGAUUCCUCAGCUGACUCCUUCAUGCCCCUGCUUAUUUAUGUUGUUCUGCAAUCAAAUCCCGAGCACCUUGUGUCUAAUGUGCAAUACAUCUUGCGCUUCAGAAACCAGGAAAAGCUCGGGGGUGAAGCAGGCUACUACUUGUCCUCGUUGAUGGGUGCUGUUCAGUUCAUUGAAAACAUGGACAGAACUACUCUAACCAUUACUGAUGAGGAGUUUGAGAAGCAUGUGGAACAGGCCGUCUCAGCCAUUGCUGAAAAGCAUGCUCAAUCACCGCCAGUCACCCAACAGCCAGUAUUUAACGAGAAGUCUGGGCCACUUCCUGGAGAAACUUCUGCUCGUCCUUCUCUUGAUGGACCACGCACUUCAACUUCGAAUGACGAGUACACGGGCGAAGAGAAAGCUGCCAUAACUGGUCUUCUCAAGACUAUACAGAAGCCUCUUUCCAGCAUUGGGAGAAUGUUUUCUGACGAUCCUGGUCCUUCCAUGGAUGCUGGGCCAAGUAGUGCGCCUCGGACACCAGCGCCUCCUGAGCGUCUCAGCCGUGAGGAGCCUCGCGAACAUCAGCAGCCACCUCCAAAACAUGCCUUAUCUGCUGAAGAGGCUGCCGCACGGCAGGCGAGCGCUGAAGUAGCCGAGGCUCAGCGACUUUCCCGUGCAGAGCAUGCAAAUGUCGUCGAAACAUUAGCAGGCAUGUUUCCUGACCUGGACAAGGAUGUUAUAAGUGAUGUGGUUUACGAGAAGGAGGGCAGGGUCGGCCUGGCUGUUGAUGCGUGUCUCGCUCUUUCAACAUAA
Molecule: messenger RNA, 2274 nt
Organism: Fusarium redolens
Lineage: Eukaryota; Fungi; Ascomycota; Sordariomycetes; Hypocreales; Nectriaceae
Exons: 5
Coding region: 1-2274 (757 amino acids)
Biological process (GO): vesicle-mediated transport
Cellular component (GO): endocytic vesicle; cytosol
Molecular function (GO): small GTPase binding; guanyl-nucleotide exchange factor activity; ubiquitin binding
Source: RefSeq, a predicted model, not a curated record